UGCCUGUUUGUGACGGAUAUACCCAGUUGUUGUUGCUUUUGGAGUCUGCGCAAACGUGCGGACCCUGUCAAUCUCUGCCAGGACGUCCGACCAAUCUGCCAGUCCAUCGGAUGAUCUCUUGACUUUUCGCGCCGUCUCUCUCUGGUGAUACUUGCCCUGUGAGCUGCUUCAACCUCGCGUCCGCCUUUUCCUUGCCAGCCUGCGAGGCCUUGGCAAGAGCUUUAGAAUUUGGAUCAUCCAUAAGUGAGUUUGUACGAUGAAAGGAAAGCCGCGUCAUGAAAGAGAAUGCGCACCUUCAUAAACCCAAUCAUGGUUUUGAGAUGCCUGAGACUGAAGAUCGUUCCCAUUCUAGAUCCCGUGACUCUUCCGCUGGCACGUCCCCUCUGACCAUAGUCAUCGGGCCUCGGAAGUCGGAAGAGACGUUUGGCAACAAUCGCCUCACCAGCUCUUGAAGCAGGUAACCACAAGUCUCCUGCAUUGUUCUACGGACAAUCUAGCUAUUGCCGAGGUGUUCAGCCUUAUCGCGCAUACCAUUACUAGGCAGAACAGGCUGUUGUGCACUAGUGGGGACAGACACCUGCCCAGUCAGCCGAGUCGUGGAUUGAAUCGUGUUAGUCUAACACCAGGAGAUUCCAUCUAACAACAACCCAGUCCGGAAAAGAGAUUGGCACUCCAAGUUUCCUGUCUAUCCGGAAGUGAAAAGGAUUCUGAAAGUAGGAAGCAUUUUGUGUUUUGAUAGCGCCCAGAUGUCGCAACGUACCAUCAACAGAUUACUCGUGGCAAAUAGGGGUGAAAUUGCAAUCAGAGUACUAUUGAGCGCUCGUGAGCUCGGUAUUGCAACGAUUGCCAUCUACACUCAAGAUGACCCAAACCAUGCGGCCGUCGCUGAUGAAGCGGUUCUUCUCGACGCACCGGAGGACUUCAUCGACAUCAACAAGAUAGUUCGCAUUUGUCGCGUCCAGAAAGCUGAUGCACUUCAUCCAGCAUAUGGAUUUUUAUCCGAGAAUCCUUCGCUUGUUGAACAACUGACUCAGGCGGGAAUCACAUUCGUCGGACCAACGGCACAAAUGCUACGCGAAACAGGUGACAAAACCCACGCUCGUUCUUUGGCUAUCCGCAAUGGCGUCCCGGUCCUUGCAGCGUCGGAUGGUGCCAUCAGCUCUCUCGGAGAUGCAAAAGCUUUCAUCCACUCCGUGGGAUACCCUGUCAUGAUAAAAGCAGUCGAUGGUGGUGGCGGACGCGGCAUCCGGCUAGUCGAGCGAGCCAUGGACCUCGAGAGUUCUUUCUCUCGUGCCUGCGGCGAAUCACCCAGCGGUCAAGUCUUUUUGGAGAAGGCCGCCAUUGACGGCUUUCGACACGUUGAGGUGCAGAUAAUAGGCGACAACUACGGAGAGGUCACCCACUUGUGGGAGCGUGAAUGCAGCAUUCAGAGAAGGUUCCAAAAGGUGAUCGAGCUCGCUCCAUCCAUGGUCACAGAUCGUCGUGUGAUUCAAGAUGUUAUCAACGGUGCGCUACGCCUCGCUCGCUGCAUCCGCUACCAAUCGCUUGGAACACUUGAGUUCUUGGUGCACGAAUCCUCUGGAGAAUAUUACUUCCUUGAAGUCAAUCCCCGCCUUCAAGUGGAGCACACUAUCACCGAAGAGGUGGCAGGAAUUGACAUUGUACGCUCUCAGCUACUUCUUGCCCUUGGUACUCCACUGGCAGACCUCGAUCUACCCUCACGGCGAUUUCCCGACAGUACUUCGAUGCGACAGUAUGCCAUCGAGCUUCGAGUGACCGCCGAGAACGCCAAAAAGGACUUCCAGUUGAGCAUGGGCCGCAUUUCCCGUGUUAUACUACCGGAAGGUCAAGGCGUCCGCGUAGAUACUCAUCUAAGGCAGGCAGAGAACACUACAGUAGGGCCAGCCUAUGAUUCGCUGCUGGCCAAACUGAUUAUCAGAGCGUCCAGCUUCGAGGUAGCCAGAGUGAAAGCGAUCCGAGCAUUACUGUCAUUUCAAAUAACUGGUGUUGAGACCAACAUACCAGUUCUCCUCGGAGUUUUGCAAUCAGAAGACUUCACUCAUGGCGCCUGCUCGACACGAUGGCUGGAGACUAACUUGCCGACAGUGCUGCACAGAGGUUCGGAGGCUAUCUCACGAUACGCCCAGUCAAAGCGGGCGCCAUUGGACUUGGAUUCUGACAAUAGUGAGUCAUUGACCAAUGCACCCGGUGCCAAUGGGGUGCUUUUCAGGAAGGGGGAUCGUUUCAAGAUCAGACUGGAGGAAACAAAGGACUCCGAGGCGACCGCGGUCGAAGAAUACCUCGUUAAAGUCGAUCGGAUCCGCACAAAUAACUUCCCUACCGAAGUUUGUGCGAAUGUUACCUUGAUACCUUCAGCUAGAAACCUAACUCAGAGGAAUGGCAUUGCCACCGUUCAGUCGUCGAUGGAAGCUUCUGUGGCCUCAGCUGCGCAUCCCAUGGGAAAUAUAAGCGAUCCUCGUCACGUCUGCCUCCCAUUUUCGGGUCAAUUCUUGCAACUGGCGGUUGAGGAGGGAGACGAAGUCAGCGAAAAUGACUUGUUGUGCGUUGUCAAGCAAAUGAAAAUGGAGCUCGAAGUGAGAGCUCCAAACGAUGCGGUCGUCAGCUGGGUGUGUCAGGUUGAGGAAGGCGAGACUGUAAAGGAAGGUAUGCUGGUGUGUGUGCUGGAUUGGGUGGACAAGAAUGCAGGAUCUCAAGUGGGAAAGGCUGAAUCUUUGGCGAAACUAUAAGCUGUCGAGCCUGCUUGACAAAAAUUCUAUUUCAUCUGAAGCGAAGUCCAACGUGUGAAUUCUUGCCGGGCUUUGCAAUCUGCUGCAUGAUUUACUAGACUUGCAGUAAUAUAGGCUCGUGUUACGAGGUGGAUCAAACGGACAAGCACAGCAUCUCGUAAUCUGAACGAAAGGGCAAGACUAGUAUAUAUAUUGUCAAAAUUACACCGCUUCAAUCUCAGAUCAAAUCAUUUAUGCUUCA
Exophiala dermatitidis NIH/UT8656 is the source of this 2988-nucleotide messenger RNA. Its product is annotated as pyruvate carboxylase. NCBI's taxonomy places the organism in Eukaryota, Fungi, Ascomycota, Eurotiomycetes, Chaetothyriales, Herpotrichiellaceae. The coding region runs from base 747 to 2747 and encodes 666 amino acids. Gene Ontology annotation, molecular function: metal ion binding; ATP binding. The transcript has 2 exons. The record is from RefSeq and is a predicted model, not a curated record.